AUACCAAAUCCUAAAAUUUCCAAAGUCUGUUUUGUUCGAUCUUCUUCUUCUUCUUCUUUUUACGCAGUAGUUAGUGGUAGAACAGAUUCCCGGGAAAACGAAGCAGCAAAUUGCAAGAAAACUAUAGCAACAGUUUUUGUUUCCCUUUUAAGCUUUCCAGUUCAAACUCUUUUGAUUAUUUUAUUUUAAAUUCACUCUUUUGAAAUUUUCAAUAGCUGUUUCUAAUAUUAAAAAAAGUUGGCUGCGUCAAAGAGAUUAAAGCUUGUUAAAUUGAUUCUCACCGGAGAACAACAACAACAUUGCCUCAAAAAAACCCCUUUCUCCUUUAACCUAGUCCUGGAGAUAUUAAAAGCUCCUCUUCUUCUUCGAGUUGCAGUUGCAGUUCAAACAAGCAAAAACCCUAGAAGCUUCCGAUGAGGACGAGCGGUGACGUUAACGGAGCAGAUGCUGGCUCUUCGAGAAGUGACGAAGAAAAAGGGUUUAAGGAGGAGCCCCAUGAUUCAUCGAAUACACGACCUGGGGGCUCUCAGAGAUCCUUCAAUAGCUUGAGAAAAGAGGAAGAGACUGAUUCAGAUUCUUCUUCUAAGAACACCACCAGAAACAAAUCAAUUCACUACACCGAUCAACAACAAGCCGAGCUUCUCCGGAAGCUUGAUUCCAUCAAAGAUCAUCUUCUCCGUGGUGGAGGUAAUGCUAAUGUGGUUGAUCAGCCACCACCACCUAUGGGUUUCCAUGGACCUCCUCCUUAUUACAACCCAUACCCUGAGCCAUUUCCUUAUGGAAUGUAUCCGACCACGAGUAACCCUCCUUAUAGAGACCCUUAUGGAUUCCCAAUGCAUAGGAAACCUCAAAACUUCUAUCCAGGACCAGGUCGUUACCCGAAUCAGAUGCUGCCUCGUCCUCCAUAUCCUCAAGGUCAGUAUGUAGAUAUUGGUCCUGAUAUAUUUGACCCUCAGUUACAGGAUCCUAGAUUCUUUCCGGCUACACCCAGUAGGUACAGUGAUGUUCCAUAUAGCCCUGUUGUGCACCACGGUGAGAAAAUAGGACCUUUUAGUCCACAUAGUGGUGUUCAUCAUCACACGAGGUGGCCUAGUGAAACCGAUUCUGAAACGGCUGCUGCUGCUUUUGCUCGUGGGUAUGUCCAAAAAGCUGUCUCAGAUGCUGAUUCCCGUCGUUGCCAUCCUUUAGCAGGCGGUGCGCCUUUUAUUGCUUGUCACAGUUGCUUUGAGCUGCUCUAUUUGCCUAAGAAGAAGCUUCUUUGUCAGGAAAAGCAACGAAAGCUGCAGUGUGGUGCUUGUUCUGAGGUUAUCAGUUUCACGUUUGUUGAUAAAAAGCUUGUUUUCUCUUCUUCUGCCCCUGCCGAAACUAGUAAUCUACAUUCUGUAGACGUUGAUGAUAGAAGCGUACCAAGCGCAGUGGUAGAUGAUUAUCCACUCAAGGAUGAGGAACCAAGAAUUCACCAGGAAAUGAAACUUGUCCAUGCUGUAUCUCCUAGUGAACACUCAGACGAUGAAGAGAGAGCAAGCAUUUCUAGUGAACCCCAAAAACAGGUUGUCAAGUCUGUUCGCCGCAGAGCACAAGGCGCAAAAGUUCCUCCUCCACCUCCUCCUGAAAAUUCCAAUCUUCUCGAGCUCUUUGAGUAUUCUAAUGUAAACCGAGCUGCAAUCACUUACGGAAUGGCCCAGCUAGGAUACAAUAAGCAAGAAUCCUACGCGAAACAAGAUUCGCUGAAACCAGAAUCAGUAGCUACUGAGACUGAUGUUUCUUAUAAUGAGUACUAUAAUAACACCGAGGUGUCUGAAGAUUCAAGGAUCUCAAAAACCAGCAAUGAAGAGAGCAGACCAAGAAACAGAAAGCAGAGUAAUGAGUACGGUUUCCCAGAGGUCACAAAUAAAAACAUCUCUAGUGACCAAAACAACGAGCAGUUAGAGGUUUGGGUGAAUGGGCAUCUGAUACCGGAAGAUCUAGUUAUUAGCGCUGAGAAACAAGCUGGACCAGUUCAAGCGGGAAAGUACUGGUAUGAUUACCGUGCUGGGUUCUGGGGAGUGAUGGGACACCCUUGUCUCGGUAUAAUACCACCAUUCAUUGAAGAGUUUAGUCGCCCAAUGCCAGAUAACUGUGGUGCAGGAAACACAAGUGUGUUUGUAAAUGGAAGAGAGCUUCACGAGAGAGAUCUAGAGUUACUUUCAGGUAGGGGUCUGCCUGGAGGCAAGAACCGUGCUUACAUUGUUGAUAUAUCAGGAAGAGUUCUUGAUGGAGACUCUGGUGAAGAACUGAAGAGUCUUGGCAGAUUAGCUCCAACGGUUGACAAGGUUAAGCAUGGAUUUGGGAUGAGAGUGCCAAGAUCAUUAGUGUCAUGAAGCUUUUUAUUUCAGCCUCUCUGGUGCCAAUCUUGGAUUACAAUGUAAACUGUACCUGUGAUAUAACAACAUCAUUGCUUAUAUUCUGCUGACCCAUAAGUGCUUUUCUUGUUUUUGUCUUAAAGAUAACCAUUUUUUUUUUGUUGGGUGAUCUGGUUUAUGUAAAUUGAUCAUUUUAUUUAUUUAUUAUUAUUGUGGAUAAUCAAAUCUUUGGGGAAUGAAAUAAUAUUUGUUUGAA
Capsella rubella is the source of this 2598-nucleotide messenger RNA. RefSeq lists its product as uncharacterized. The coding region runs from base 414 to 2360 and encodes 648 amino acids. The transcript is spliced from 5 exons. Gene Ontology annotation, biological process: regulation of defense response to fungus. NCBI's taxonomy places the organism in Eukaryota, Viridiplantae, Streptophyta, Magnoliopsida, Brassicales, Brassicaceae. The record is from RefSeq and is a predicted model, not a curated record.